GAGGGUAAGAGGCAAAGAAAAACUGAUUCACUGUUUUUGUUUGUUUUUUUGGGGGGAGCGGCUUCUAAUAUUUGAUAAAAAAUAUAAUUACAGAGAUCAGACGAAAGUGAAAACAAUAUAGUAAAACAUGGAAGCUAAAUUAAAGCACAAUCAUGGGACUGUUAGAAAAAAUAACAUUGCACGGGACGUCUAUCGUCCAUGGAUUAUUAAAUUAGGAGAAGAGGAGUUGCAGAGGAAAACUAAAGGCCUGAUAAAUAUUUUGAAGGAAGAACAAGUCUUGCAAGCCCAAGAAAAACUCAGGGUGAAGGAGACGGAAGCGCAGCUCAGAUGUGAACUGCAGAAGCUCAGACAAAUGUUCAUUGAAUCUGAUGAAAAGUUGCGACUGCAGAGGAACCAAAUAAGUCAGCUGAGCAUCCAUGUGCAGCGUGAAAGAGCCUCACGUGAACAAGAAAUCCUAAAGGCGAACAAGAAUGAGGAGAGGCUAAAGAAAGAACUGAAUAAGUAUGUUCUGCAGCAAGCACAAGACAAACGUGGGGCGAACGAGAGUGAGGAGCAGCUUAGAGGUGAACUGAAGAAGCUGAGGCAAAUGUUAAUCACGUCUGAUGAAAGGGUUAGGCUGCACAUGAACCAAAUUGAAGAACUGGACAGCCUUCUCCAAAAGAAAACAUGCUCACACAAACAAGAGUUACUGGCGGCAAAGAAGAGCGAGGAGGCGCUCAGGAAAGAACUUCAGAAGUUUGUUCUGUGCCAAGGACGAGGGAAGGAGAGUGAAGAGCAGCUUAGAGGUGAAGUGAAAAAGCUGAGGCAAAUGUUCAUUGCGUGUGAUGAAAAGAUGAAGCUGCUGCUGGAAAAAGUUAAACAGCUGGGUAGUCUUCUACAAAAGGAAAGAGCCUCGCGUGAACAAGAAAUAUCGAAGGCAAAGGAGAAUGAGAGGAGGCUCAGAGAAGAACUGCAAAAAGAAAGAACCUCACAUGAACAAGAAAUACUGAAGGUAAAUGAAGAGAGACCCAAGGAAGAACUGGAGGGGGGAAGUGCCUCAUGUGAACAAGAAAUCCUGAAGGCUAACAAGAGUGAAGAUAAGCUCAGAGAAGAACUGCAGAAGGAAAGAACCUCAUGUGAACAAGGAAUCGUAAAGGCGAUUGAAAAUGAGGAGAGGCUCCUGGAAGAACUGCAGAAGGAAAGAGCCUUGCAUGAACAAGGGAUACUGGAGGCAAACGAGAAGAGGCUCCUGGAAGAACUGCAGAAGGAAAGAGCCUCGCAUGAACAAGAGAUACUGGAGGCAAACGAGAAGAGGCUCCUGGAAGAACUGCAGAAGGAAAGAGCCUCGCAUGAACAAGAGAUACUGGAGGCAAACGAGAAGAGGUUCCUGGAAGAACUGCAGAAGGAAAGAGCCUCGCAUGAACAAGAGAUACUGGAGGCAAACGAGAAGAGGCUCCUGGAAGAACUGCAGAAGGAAAGAGCCUCGCAUGAACAAGAGAUACUGGAGGCAAACGAGAAGAGGCUCCUGGAAGAACUGCAGAAGGAAAGAGCCUCGCAUGAACAAGAGAUACUGGAGGCAAACGAGAAGAGGUUCCUGGAAGAACUGCAGAAGGAAAGAGCCUCGCAUGAACAAGAGAUACUGGAGGCAAACGAGAAGAGGCUCCUGGAAGAACUGCAGAAGGAAAGAGCCUCGCAUGAACAAGAGAUACUGGAGGCAAACGAGAAGAGGCUCCUGGAAGAACUGCAGAAGGAAAGAGCCUCGCAUGAACAAGCGAUACUGGAGGCAAACGAGAAGAGGCUCCUGGAAGAACUGCAGAAGGCAAGAGAGACUUACAAAAUGAACGCACAGUGCACACAUUUACACACUGCUUUUGACACCAUGGAGUGGACAAACAUAUUCAAACAGAAGGAGCAUCUGGAAAACAAAAUUCUUGAAGUCCCAGCCAUCAAGAUGAAGGACACAUUAAAAAGUCAGACUUUUCAGGAGGAGAAUAAGGGUGAAACCGAUAUGGAGCAAGUUCAGGAAGAGAAUGAGGAAGAUUCAGAUACAGAGCAACUUCAGGAGGAGAAUGAGGAAGAUUCAGAUAUGGAGCAACUUCAGGAAGAGAAUGAGGAAGAUGCAGAUAUGGAGCAACUUCAGGAGGAGUCUGAGCAAGAUUCAGAUAUGGAGCAACUUCAGGAAGAGAAUGAGGAAGAUUCAUAUAUGGAGCAAAUUCAGGAGGAGAAUGAGGAAGAUUCAGAUAUGGAGCAACUUCAGGAGGAGAAUGAGAAAGAUUCAGAUAUGGAGCAAGUUCAGGAAGAGAAUGAGGAAGAUUCAGAUACAGAGCAACUUCAGGAAGAGAAUGAGGAAGAUUCAGAUAUGGAGCAACUUCAGGAGGAGAAUGAGGAAGAUUCAGAUAUGGAGCAACUUCAGGAGGAGAAUGAGAAAGAUUCAGAUAUGGAUCACUGUCAGACUGACACUAAAAAGGACCUUUCACUGCAGGCAAAGAAUCAACGCCGUACAGAGAAACCAGACAGCCAGGUGGCGGUCAUCCAGAAAAUAAGAGCAAGCAGCCAGGAGGAUGAAGAUAUGGUAACGUUCUUGUCAAAAAGGAACAUUGAUGGUUACGAAGCCCCCAAACUCCGAAUACAAAUCUGCUCGUCCUUGGAGGACAAGGUGAAUGAGGAGGAGGAGGAGGAGGAGGAGGAGGAAAUGGAGGACAUGAGGUCUGAUCCAACAUCUGAGUCCCCACAGGAGUGUUGCGAACAUACGGAGAAGGUGCCCAAGGUACCAAAGACCUCGUCAUGGUGGAGGAAAUUUGUUACCUCCAAAAUCUGGUAAUGAAGUACAGUUUUCAUGUGAUCAUUUUCAUGUUAUCAUUAUGGUUAUUUUGAUCCAGUUUCUAUAUCAAAACUGUAAAGUGCAUUAUUCCAGGCAGCAGAGCAAUAAACUAAUCCCUAAGCAAAUUUCCUGUGUGUAUACAGGAGUGCAUAUAAUAUCGGACGCAAAUAAAGGUUGA
Molecule: messenger RNA, 2978 nt
Organism: Solea solea (common sole)
Lineage: Eukaryota; Metazoa; Chordata; Actinopteri; Pleuronectiformes; Soleidae
Product: trichohyalin-like
Exons: 1
Coding region: 128-2800 (890 amino acids)
Source: RefSeq, a predicted model, not a curated record